Tarenaya hassleriana is the source of this 953-nucleotide messenger RNA. Its product is annotated as UPF0548 protein At2g17695. The transcript is spliced from 5 exons. Bases 141 to 758 code for a protein of 205 amino acids. Lineage: Eukaryota; Viridiplantae; Streptophyta; Magnoliopsida; Brassicales; Cleomaceae. The record is from RefSeq and is a predicted model, not a curated record.
AACGCCGAGAAACUCGCUGCUUCACCUUCAACGUCUGAUGCCCCAAAAUCCAAACGUUCGAAGAUCUCAAGGAUCAAACUUUCAAUUGUUCCUUGCUUUGAAGUAAGAAGCAGUUCGUUUACUCUCUUCUUGUGGAAAGGAUGGUUUUCUUGAGUUGGGGUAGGCCGUCACCCGACCAACAGAAGCAAGUGCUCAACAAGACAGGAGGGUUCAACUAUGAUGAAAAAUACAGGGGAGCUUCAGUUAAGUCUGGGGAUAAGCUAAAGGAUGAUCAAGAGCUCGACAAGGAUGGGUUCUUGAUCAAUCAUGCACGGGUUUUGGUGGGUUCAGGACGCGAGACAUACGAGAAGGGGAAGACAGCUCUUCAGAGUUGGAGACAUUUCGGUCUGGAUUGGGCAUUUGUUGAUCCCACAAUUCCGGUCGAGAAUGGUAGGAAGGUUUGCCUUUGCGUCAAGGAAAUGCUUCCGUGGGUUAUGCUUCCUCUGCAGGUGGUUUAUGUGGACGAAAGCCGGAAAUCCAGAAAGGGUCCUGCUCGUUUCGGAUUUGGAAGUGGCACCCUGCAGGGCCAUCUACUGGCAGGGGAAGAGCGGUUCUCUGUCGAGCUUGACGAAAAUGGCAAAGUCUGGUACGAGAUACUCUCCUUCUCGAAACCAGCUCACUUCCUGUCUUUCCUUGGCUACCCAUAUGUGAAGUUCAGACAAAAGUAUUUUGCUCAUCAAUCUUCAGAUGCUGUCCUAAAACACGUCAAUGCUUCAUGAUAGUGCCACAACGCCAGCAGUCAAGCACAUAGUCAGCCCAUGAAUAUUUCAGAAUCAUCUACAAAACCAUUGGUUGCUCUGGAAACCUUCUCUUUGUCUAUGGUGAGAGAGAGAAUCAGAAGAUGAACUUCUGAAUUUAGUAGUAGCUGAAAAGAAAACUGUGAUUUUUACAUCAUCAGAAACUAAGUAGCAGAA